Messenger RNA from Lodderomyces jiufengensis, 1440 nucleotides. RefSeq lists its product as uncharacterized. The transcript has a single exon. The coding region runs from base 1 to 1440 and encodes 479 amino acids. The record is from RefSeq and is a predicted model, not a curated record. NCBI's taxonomy places the organism in Eukaryota, Fungi, Ascomycota, Pichiomycetes, Serinales, Debaryomycetaceae.
AUGUUUAAUUUAUUGAAUUUAUUAUUUGGUUUAUUAACUUCAUUAAUUCCAAUUAUAUAUACCAUUAAAUCAUUAGAUAAAUCAUUAGAAUUUAAUAAAUAUUCAUAUCAAUUUUUAUUAAAUUAUUGGUUAUAUUAUAUUAUAUUAGAUUAUAUAACUUAUACAUUUUUUAAUAAUUUGGGAAUAAUUAAUUUUGGUAAUCAUUUAAUUAAAAUUUGGUUAUUUUUUGGUUCAACAAAAUAUGAAAGUAUUGAAAUUAAUAACAUUGUAUUAAUUAAUCAUAUAUUAUUUAAAAAAUUUUAUAAAAAUUAUCAUAAUUUUGAAAAUUAUUUUAAUUUUACAAUUAACAAAAUUUCACCAAAAUUUAAUAAAAUUGGAGAUUUAAAUUAUCGAUUAAAUCAAUUUGGUAUAAAUUAUUCACAAUCAAUUGAUUCAAAUUAUUCUAUUAAUUUUGAAUUAAUAUUAUUACAAAUUAUAAAUUUUAUUAAAUUAAUUAAUAAUUUUUUUGGUAAUGAUAAAAUACAUUCAAUCGAUUCACCAAAUUCGAAUUCAUAUUCCAAAAAAUUGAAAAAAAUAAGAAAACAAUCAUCUUUUACUUCAUUUACUUCAGUAGGUUCAAGAUCUAAUUCAAGUUCAAAAUCAACAAAUUCAAAUUCAUCUGACAUACUAUUACCACCAGCACAACAACACCAACAACAACAGAAGAGUCAAUAUCAAUCACCAAAAUCCAUUUUUAGUACUAAUUCACCACAACCAAAUAAUGAUGAGAUAAACUUAAUGACAAUUCCAAAAUAUAGAAUAAGUAGUACACCACCUCCAAUUGCUGAUAUUAAUAAUAAUAUACCAUAUCCAGCUAUAAGUACAAUACCUAAUAGUAAAGGAUUUAUUAAAAGAAGAUCAAAGUCAAAUGGUGAUUAUGACUUGGACUCACUGAUUUUAAAAUUUAGACAACAUCAAGCUCAUUCUCAAUCACCUGGAAAAGUUCAAAUUCAAUCACCAACACAAUCACCUUUACAAACUCAUUCUUAUAAAAACGAUAAUAUUGAUUAUCAAUUAAGUCCAACUCAACCAACUUUUAUACAACAUCAACAUCUACAACCUCUACAACAACAGUAUUACCAACAACAACAAUCACAACACCAACAACAACAACAUCAACCAAGAGUCAAAUCAAAUACAUCAUCAAGAAAUACAUCAGGUUCAAAUUACAAUUAUGAACCACAAUUAAAUCGUCUGGAAAAUUAUAGACAAUUUAAUCAUCACAAUAAUAAUCAUCACAAUACAAAUAAUAAUAGGAUAAAUAAUAGAGAAUAUAGAGACUAUAAUGGUGGUUACAAAGUUAAUUCAAAUGCAAUGAGAAGUGUUUCAGAGCAAUUAAAAAAUUCAAAUAAUAAUAAUGAAUUACCAGCUGUUCCAACACCUUCAAUGGUUUUACAGUAG